GGGGCAGAGGGAGAGAAUAACGAGACACUGUAAGAGAGCGGAGACGGGGAGAUAGGAGAGAGAGACAGAGGAGAGGUUAGAGACGGGAGGGAUAAGGAGAGAGGAGACGGGAGAGGAGGGAGAGACACGGGAGGAGGGGGGAGCUGCGCUUGCAGCGAGAGGAGCGCUUUGCAGGAGCGAUGCAUGAAAAGACGCUGUGUGCCGGGCUCCCCCCCCUGCUGCUGCUGCUGCUCGCGUCGCGACUCCCCCUCGAGUCCCGCGCGCUGAAGCUGCGGGGGGGCCCGGGGGGGCCGCUCCCCCACCCCGACCUCGCCUACCCCGGAAAAUUCCACGACGAGGUCGAGGACGAUUCCUUCAAAUCGUGGGACCAGACGAAGGCUCAAGGCGCCUCCGGCGGCUGGGACCCGUGUCGGGACGUGCGCUGCGGACCGCACCGGCGCUGCGUGCGCCGGGGCCGCGACGCGACCACGUGCGUCGCGGCCCCGGGCGCGGAGCCACGGCGCAGCAGCGGCGGCGGCGGCAAGCACGGUGCCACUAAGAGACCGGCCGAGGGGGUGAGCCAGGGAGGGGGGGGCCCUGGGCGCAAGCAGUGCCCCCCAUGCCCCCACGGACCCCGAGACCCCGUCUGUGCCUCCGACGGGCACUCCUACUCCUCCAAGUGCAAGAUGCAGCACCAGGCGUGCCUGGCGGGGAAGCGUCUCGCGAUGCGUUGCCCCGGACGGUGUCCGUGUGUCCCCGCGUCCGACAGCACCAAGGACAUCACACACGAUGAGGUGUGUACGCAGGAGGACCUGCUGGACGUGUCGGGCCGUCUCAAGGACUGGUUCGGGGUUCUGUACGGGGACGGGCGAGCCGCACGCGGGGCCAUGCCCGCCGCUGACCCCGGGGGUCCCGGGGGUCCCGGGGGUGCCGCCGCGCCCCCCUGCGCGGGCCCCGUGGGUUGGAUGUUCGAGCGGCUGGACGGCAACGCGGACCGGCGGCUGGACGCGUCCGAGCUGAGCGGCAUCUACCAGGACAAGUACGAGCACUGCAUCCGCCCCUUCCUACGCUCCUGCGCCUCGCCCGGAGAGCGCUCGGAGCUGCACGCGGCGCAGUGGUGCUCCUGCUACCAGCGGCCCAAGCCCCCGUGUCUGGCCGAAGUGGAGCGCCUCCAGCAGGAGCAGCCUGGACAGACGUUGCUAGUGCUGCACACCCCGAGCUGCGACGAGGAUGGCUACUACCGCCCUGCGCAGUGCGCUGGCGCCACGGCGCGUCUCUGCUGGUGCGUGGACCGCUUUGGCCAGGAGGUGGUGGGGUCGCGCACACACGGACCUCCAGACUGCGACGGCGAUGCGUCCGGAGACUGGGGCAGCGCCGGCACCCAGAUCUGGCCCACGGGAGGCGGAGACGAUGAUGACCAGGAGGAGGACGAGGUGGACGAGGAGGCGGCGACGGGCGGUUCGAAGAGGGGGGACGAGGAGCACGGGGAUGACGAGGACGAGGAGGAGGAGGACUUGGAGGCGGGCGACGAAGGGGGGUACAUCUGGUAGGGUCUUGGAGGCGACAGCCUCCUCCAUGCAGUCGGGGGCCCGCGGGUGGCUCUGGCACGCAGCUCCCGAUGUCACCCAUCCCAGCAGAGCUCCGGAGUUUGGGAGCAAAACGAACCGUCGAUUAUAAAACCCCGAUGAGAAUUUAUUCCACACCUAGAGAUGUCAUAUGAACCCCUCCCCCCCGUACACCAAAGCACCGAGGUCUAUCAUCCAAACCGUGCGGUAGCCGAAGAUUGAGGUUCAACUCAACGUCGGUACCAGAUCUCUGUACUUACGAACGAGUUAGGUUCCAGAGGUCUGUUCGGAAAUAGAUUUGUUCGUAAGUUGCAUGGUGUGUACUCCAUACACGGGGAACGGCUAUAAAAGUUGUAUAAUGUCCUCUAGAUGUAGAUGCCACUGGUUCUUCAUGUUCUGUAGAUGCCACCACCGCCAUCUAUUGCGCGGCGGUUGAACUUACGACUCUCGGUCCGAACAGGCAACUGGACAUACGGACCAGGUUUGUUUGUGUCUCUCAAGUUCAUAAGUCGAAUGUUCGUAAGUAGGGGGCGUUCCUAUAUAAGACAUAUUCCUGCCACUCGAACGCAGAUGCGGAUUCCCAGACCGUCCCACCGAGUCAAUUUCAUACAGGUGGUAGCUCGAACCACACCAACUUGGUUGCACGCAACCGACUCGUUUGUACGUGGGCGUCUCUACAACCGGUUGCGAACAAUUGUGCAACCCUGGUUGCUAAUCACGGUAGAGCAGUGGUUCGUAACCUUUCCUGCAGCCUUGCACCCUUUUGGCUCUCAACCGUGAAAACAUUUAUGUUAAUAAAUACAUCGGUUUCAUGAAAACCAAGUAGUUGUACUUACGUGCCCACGCUUAAUUUGUGUUUCGAUGAUUUAACUUAAAACUGCGUUCGAUACUCCACGCUCAGGCGUCGAUGCGCAGUCACGCGGUGCAUUGUCACGUGCUGCACUGAUUGGUCUUUAAGAUCUUGACGUGGGGGGGGGGGGUGGAGCUAACCAUAAAGGGGCGGGCCCAAACACUUUAACCACGCCCAGACACGUGCACAACUACUCGCUCAGAUGCGGACAAAGCAGUUGCAGUAGAUUAAGCCGCACGACUUCAAGGCGAAGCGAUGUUUGAUGGCUCAGGUGCCGGACACGGCCGUCACGACGCUCGUUUUGUUGAACCGCGCGCGUGAGAAUCGAUUCUCGCCAGUUGUUGUUGAGUGUUUCGAAGCACGUGCAACCACCGCAGCCGCCAGAGGCGCAAUAUUCACCCCAGCCAGUCUUGCGUGCUUGAGUCAAUGCUGGUGAACUGCCAUACCGUUGAAAAAAUUACUAAGAAGACGUGUCACCGGUGAGACUAGGCCCUAAAGAAGGCUGUCUCUGGUGGAGACCAAUCAGUUUCAAAGACAAUGCAUCAUAUAUUAUCAGAGCAUGUUUUGUUUGCAUGUACACCACAAGUACCGUGUGUGGUUAAUGCAGAUUCCUCGCAAAAUGUUUCUAUUUGACCCCCCCCCCACCCCGUGAGUUUUGGGUCCCAGUUGAACGCGCAGCUCUGUAAUAGACGACACAGAAAAGUCACCAGAGUCGUUGGGGAGGAAUACUAAGAGACAUUUAAGCAGGCGAUUCGUCCCGUUCACCUAUCUCUCGAACUCUAAAGUCUCAACUCUUCACUGCCACCCCCCCAUUGCCCCCCCCCCCCCAUUGCCCCCCCCCCCCCCCCUUCCCAGCGCUCUCGUGGCAAUGUUCCACUGCCAACACUAGAGGCCGCUAUCGCGUUGGUCUCGCGCACUCCCCGAACGCCCCCCACCCACCCCCAUUGCCUUGUGACGCGUGCAGAGUCACGCGCCCAUUUGUGAAUGAAGAACAACAACAUUUAUCCCACGGUCUUCGCACCUGAUGGGCUCACAGUGAUGGCAUCACAUUCACUCCUCCGUUUAAGACCGAAAACGCGAAGACUUCUUCACAGUGCUGCCAAAUCGCCUGAUGGAGUCCGCUUGUUACUGUAAUCACCAGCGAUAGGUCACUGCGCUCGACAUGUAAAAUAUUGUGGGUUUGCUCUCCGAUGCACAACCCGUGUGCUGGAGUCGUAACUCACUGGCGCGUUUUGUUUACGUGGCAAACCUUACGAAUUGGCUGUGUCGGGUGGUGGCGGGUGAACGACACACAUUUAUAUUUACGCGAUCUAACCCCACCAAAAAAAAACCCGUUUAUGAUUAACUAAAUAGAUUAGCAGACAACUUGACUCCUUUCACGUGUUUGCCCCCACCCCCCUUCCACUACAUCCUUAGAUGUGUACACGUUCCAUCAGCCACGCGGCCUUCUGUCAGUGCGUGAAUUCGGCAGCAUUGGAUCGUCACGAGCUAGGAACUCUGGAGGAAGCGGUUUCGACAUUCGCCGUCUCAUCGGCAGCAGAGUCGUCACAGCUCUGCCAGUCCGACCCUGUUCAGUGUCCGCCUGCCGAUUGCCAGUGCCGGUUGGGGUGACCCGAAACACCAUUCGAUCAUCGUCGUUGUCAGCCACGGUCAAUCCACUGCUGGAUUAAGGCCUCCCCCCCAAGCCGCGUCUCCCGAUCCUGUGACGAAACGAUCCGCGAACGAGGCAUUUGCGCGCGAUCCUUACUUCAGCUGCUCACCUCUCUCUCUCUCUCUCUCGGCGUCCUCUCGUGCGCGUUCCACGCCUUGGCCGCCACUCCGUUCUUAGUCUCGACCACGGGGAAAUCCGAUCUGGUCGCGAGAUCUUCGCUGCUCCAACCCCACCCCCUGCACCCCCCCCUCCCCCACAUCCCCCGACUUGAUCGGGCGCAGUCGGAGGAUGACAUCAAACUCGUUCCACGUUUGAUCUCCACCAAAAGGGUGGCUAGGGGGGGGGGAUAAAAGCACGUGGUAACCCAGCACAGCCUCGUCGUUGCUCGCAGCGAGUGGAUGGUCGUGGAUGCAGGAGUGGCUGUUUAGGUUUCAUGGCGUGGCCAUCUGUGAUCAGUGGACACAAUCACAGCGAUGGGAAAGUGGGUUCUGGUAAGUGUUCCAAAGAGCCCCCUCCCCCACCACGAAUGAUCUCCACACCGUUUGUCGGCCUUGACGCGUAUCGUCUGUGUCGGGUUUACGCCAGAACGCCCCUUCGCUCCUUCCAGAUUGCUCCGACGGCCGCUCCGAUGAUGUGAAGUCAGCCCUCAGUCCUGAUUCGGCCUGACGACGACGAUGAUGAUGGUGGUGGUUGCAUCAGUCGGUGCGUGCCAGGGUUCAACUAUCGCUAGACCUGAACUAGCCUGAACUCUAGACCCAGCCCUGAACUAUACCCAACCUAACCUAACCCUACCCCAAUAUCCACAACUUUAUCCCUAUCGACCCGACUCUACUCCAACAUCUCCAUCCCUACCCCUAUAUCUCUAACCCUAUCCCUAUAUCUCUAACCCUACCCUUAGAGCCCUUCAACAUAUAUCCCGAAUCCUACCCCCCGGUAUCCCCACCCCUAUACUCCUACAUCCCCUAACCUUGGACACAGUGGUGGGGAUCGAUACUUGGGGGUGUGGGUGGACGAUGCCCCUCCUGGUCUCCGUGAAUGAAGCGAUGACGGUGGACGAGGUGUCGCGGUCACUUGGAAGUUGGGCGUGUCAUCGUGCUGCAGUAUAAACUGUAUCGUGUGCCGUAAAAUCCCGUGUACAGAUCAGACACGCUCACUGCUCACGUACACACACACACUCUCACGUAGAAACACACACGUGUGUGUGCCUACGUGAGUGGUGAGAGUCGCCUACAUACUCUCAAGCAGAGUCUACAACCUGGGUGACCAGUUUCCCAACUUGGUUGCAUGCGACGGACGAUGCUUAAGAUGUUCUGAAAACGUUAUUUCCCGAAACGUCGCCUAUUUGUUGCAUGAUUAUUAUUAUUCUUUUGUUCCUCUUUAAGGUCUCAGUGUCAUUGAUGAAAGUGUUGAGUUUGUCGUUUGUUUGCGCUUGUGCACCAGCGAUAACUGCGCAUCAUCAUCAUCAUCAUCACUGAAUUCAGGACGUCUUUGCAACCGGUUGCCAGCAGUUGCGCAACCGAUUGUUUGCAAGAGGCAAGCUAAGCUCUCAAGGAUCGAGCUUCCCAGCGAUUGCAUCCACGUGUUUCAUCACCACGCGUGCUGCACUUCUCUCAACAAGACUCGCAUUUGCCAAUUACACGGUGGCCAGGUGACGUUUCGGCCAAUGGCUCUUCUUCACCGCACUUACGAGGAAGUGGAUAAUGGGAGUUGGAAGCCGCGCUUGUUAAUACCACACAGGACCAGAUGAUAAUUAUAUUGCAAUGGUUGUGUUUUAAAAUUGGCAUAUGAACAGUGAGUUCUCUAGUAGAGGCUAUUUGCCACCUAUGAUUGGUUAUUGGUGUUCUGAGUAACGCGCCAUUUAAUGUCCGUGUUGCGCAACUACUCGCCCAGAUGCUGGACAAAGCAGUUGCAGGCAGGCGAUUUACGUUACCGGUACGUGCUAGCACACAUGCCGCACGCCUACACAGCAAUAACACACAUUACAUUCACACACACGUGCGCUUAGAAAACAAAUAUAUACACAUACAUAUAUAGAGGGGGGGGGGAGGACAUCACAAAUAAAUCAUAGCGCUUGGUGUUUUAUGAAACCCGCGUUUUUAAUUGAAUUUAGUCGGCGGUGUAGUCUUGGUCCAGCUGAUGACUUUUGUGGAGUCCCCCUCAGUCUGUGGAUAAAUAAAGCGAAAGCUUACUGAA
Molecule: messenger RNA, 6238 nt
Organism: Petromyzon marinus (sea lamprey)
Lineage: Eukaryota; Metazoa; Chordata; Hyperoartia; Petromyzontiformes; Petromyzontidae
Product: testican-2-like
Biological process (GO): anatomical structure development
Molecular function (GO): collagen binding; calcium ion binding; extracellular matrix binding
Source: RefSeq, a predicted model, not a curated record